Messenger RNA from Cottoperca gobio, 1743 nucleotides. RefSeq names its product tektin 4 (gene tekt4). The transcript has 6 exons. Lineage: Eukaryota; Metazoa; Chordata; Actinopteri; Perciformes; Bovichtidae. Gene Ontology annotation, biological process: cilium assembly; cilium movement involved in cell motility. Bases 30 to 1460 code for a protein of 476 amino acids. The record is from RefSeq and is a predicted model, not a curated record. Gene Ontology annotation, cellular component: microtubule cytoskeleton; sperm flagellum; nucleus.
UUCUUAUAACUGUAAUUUAAUUGUCAAAUAUGAGCUCUGAUGAUCUAGUUUCAAGGCCCCACUAUGACAGCAGGGCUGUGGCUCAGGGAGUCCCGGAGAGGGAGCCUCCUGUUAAGCCGGAUGUCCCGCAGCCGUCCUCAGGCUCAGCCACAGCGGGGUACCGCUCCGCUAAAUCCUCCCCAGAUGAAUGGUUCUCCAACUACCACACCAUCCUUCAACAGGCCGGUACCGAGAGCCACGUAGCCCGGAGCAUCCAACGAGAGUCUAAAACUCUGCACCAGGACACAGAGGCAGACACUCUGAAGACCCAGGCCCAGGGAACGCGUCUUCUGGGGGAGAGACUACAAGAGAUCCACUCCUGGAAGUCUGAGCUGCAGCGGCACAUCGACCAGCUGCUGGCCGACACGGAGUCACUGCUGGCGCUGAAGACGAGGCUGGAGAAGGCGCUGGACGCCACCGAGACUCCGUAUGCCAUCGCCACCGAUAAUCUGAACUGCAGGACCAGAAGACUGGGACCAGACCUGGUCCGAGACACCGUGGAGGAGGAGCUGGUAAAGGAAGUGGACUUGAUCAGGAGCGUCCAGGCUCUUCUGAAGAGAACUAGGGCUCAGGUUGUCAGUCAGAUCAAGAUGAACCGAGAUGCCAAGCAGACGUUGGAGUUGGACUGGUCUGAUAAGUACCAGGCCUACAACUUUGAUGACCACAGUGGAAGAUACAGUAACAUGAGCCCAGAUACACAGCACCACCCCAGCUCAGCCACCGUGCAGGACCAGGUGUGUAACUGCACAUUGUGGACAAAGUUUACACAGGACAACCUGCACAAGGCCUUUCAGGAAGAACAAGCCACCCACAGUCUCAGACUGCUGGUGGAGCGAGUGCUGCAGGACACCACAGACGAUCUGAGAUUCCAGUGCUCCACUGUGGACCGAGCCUUCAGCCAGCGCUGUGAGGAGCUGAUAGAGGCCAAGACCCAGCUGGGGAUGAAGCUCGCUCAGGUCUUGGAGCACAUUGGGGCCCAAGAGAGGAACAUUGUGGCUCUGCAGCAGGCCAUCCACAACAAAGAGGAUCCACUGAGAGUAGCCCAGUCCAGACUUUAUCUCCGCUCCCUCAGACCCAACAUGGAGCUCUGCAGGGAUGAGCCCCAGUUCAGGUACACACACAAACACACUCACACACACACAGUCUCAUCUCACACUAUUGCCCUUUCUCUCUCUCUCUUCAUUUUGUUUGCUUCCUGUGUCUGCAGUUUGGAGGGGGAGGUGAGGCAGAUUGAUGCCACUCUGGAGUCUCUGCACCAGCAGCUGAGUGAGGCCAGAGGCUCCCUGUCCCACCUGGAAGAGUCACGCAUUACCCUAGAGAAGGACAUAAACUGUAAAACCCACUCACUGUUCAUCGAGAGAGACAAGUGCAUGACCAACCGAAAACGAUACCCAGCCGUCUCCACACUGUCAGGAUACUAAGACGACGACUGUGACAUUUGCUCAUUUUAAAAUGGAGAUUGUUUUGUCUGUUUGUUGUGCUGUGUUGUAAGGAUCAGGUAUUGCGUCAUCAAGAAAAGUCAGUUCUAAAGAACAUAUUGUGCCUGACAAUGUGCUGAAUUGAUUUUCAUAUCCCCUUUAAUGUAAUAAGGAAACAACAGUGCAGUGUGGCUUUCUGUAAAUGCUUGUUCAUAAAAGUUCAGAACUUCUUGUAAUUAGUUAUACUGUAUGUUUAGUAAAUAUAAUACUAAAUUAUUAAUUAAUA